Diaporthe batatas is the source of this 1745-nucleotide messenger RNA. RefSeq lists its product as uncharacterized. The transcript is spliced from 2 exons. Bases 327 to 1433 code for a protein of 368 amino acids. Lineage: Eukaryota; Fungi; Ascomycota; Sordariomycetes; Diaporthales; Diaporthaceae. The record is from RefSeq and is a predicted model, not a curated record.
UCCAAAGCGCCCCAACCUGGGGCCAAUAUAUCGCAGAUCAGGCUCGAAAAGCAGGGAUAGAGCUUGACAUCAUUUCUGGCAUGACUGGCACGUGGCUUGAUGGUAUUUGAAGUCAAGGGCCUUUGCCCGGGGCUAGUAACACGAUCAAAAUGGAGAAGCCAGGUCGAAGGAAACCAGGGGCGAUCCAUCGACCGGCAAGAGAGGAGUUGCAAGUUGCCGCAAACAAAGCAAAACUGCGGCGCACGCUAGCAAUAUGCAUAAAAUUACACCUCUCACUCGUCUGACACUUUACUAAUUCUGAGCCGUCAGAACGACUGUCCAUCACGAUGGCAACGCAGGGUCUCAGCAGCUCCACCCGCCAGCUGACCUACAAGAACCUCUCCCGCGAUCGCAACGAAAUCCGCCUCCUGGAAAUCCAACCCGCUAGUGACCUCAAUGAUAUAAUUAUCGCACGCCUUGUCAACCGACAGUUGACACCUGAGCUGGAAUUCAUCGGAGUGUCGGCUCUGUACGGGGACACUGAUGCAUCGGAGAAAGUCCAGAUAGACAACAAGCGCAUCGCCAUACCGGCGAACCUGGGACAAGCCCUGCGACAUGUCAGGGCGGUCUUCUCGCAGUCGGACGUCAGCUCCAAUGCCUCCGAAGGCGAGGGCUCCUCAAUGGAGGUGAAAAAGUCGAAGGAACCGAAACCGGAAAAGAGACCACCGCGCUGGCUCGGCAACAUACUUCGCAGCCUGGGCUUCCAGCGCCCCGAGGUCGACCGUGCAAAGAACCAGAGCUCAAUAUUGCUGGUCUGGCUAGACGCCAUCUGCAUUAACAGGAGAGAUGCACGGGAGCAGAAGGAACAGAACAGGACGAUGUCGACCGCCUACCGGAAUGCUAAGGCCGUUGUCGGAUGGCUGGGCCCAAAGGACGACACGAGCGACCAAGCUGUCAACGUCAUCCGUACAUGCGACAGAGCCCUUCCACACCACUUUGGUACGCCCGAGGACAAGGAGCUUCACCCUGAGAACUACGCGCCAGAUUACGUCUGGAUGGAGCACAUGAAACAUCUAUGGGAGAUGCCUGAGGGUAUGACGGACUUGCGCGAGCUACCCAACUUCACAAGCCUUGCGAAAUUCCUCCAAAGGCCAUAUUUCCAGCGAGAUUGGAUCCUAAGCGAGCUGGCAAUGGGAACAUUCCCAACGUUUCUAGUCGGCGAGGAGAUUGUCAGUUGGACCGAGGUGUUGCGGUGGAACCGGUGCAACGAGGAACUGAUCGAUGUGGCGACUGCACACUUCCCCGAGAGUUAUAGGAAGGACAUCGAAACUUUCAUCCCAUUGGGGACGGUGUAUACUAUGCUGAAGGAGUUCGAAAAGAGAAGAGAUAGUCCAGCGUCCGGCUCCGACACAAGGUCGAUGCUUACGCGUGGCUCUUCCAAGAGCGGCUCUUGAAUGCGAGGCCGGAAAUUAAAAUGCUCGUUGUGUAUGGUUUUGGUUACGAAUGGCUCAUGGCUUCCACGGAAGAAACGAUUUUUCUUCUUCUUGAUCUAGUCUUUAUAUACCCACAGCCCUGUUAUCUGAUUACCCAACCUGCCAAUGGCCGAGCCUUGACGCCUGACCUUUCUCUAAUGCCCCUGAUAGCCGUUCGUGCUUUAAGCAGGAUCUCGUUCUCAUCCAUGUUUACCAGCUGUCCCUUCUCGACAACUAGAACCCCGUCCACGACCACGGCCUCCACGUCUGCCGCCGUACAGCUAUGAACCACCA